Messenger RNA from Pipistrellus nathusii (Nathusius's pipistrelle), 1164 nucleotides. The record is from the annotation of a GenBank genome assembly. Lineage: Eukaryota; Metazoa; Chordata; Mammalia; Chiroptera; Vespertilionidae.
AUGGACGAACUUGAUGCUAAUGUGAGUUCCAAGGAGGGUUUUCGGUCAGUGGAAAAGGCCGUGCUGCUCACGUUUCUCUCUGCGGUUAUCCUGAUGGCCAUCUUGGGGAACCUUCUGGUGAUGGUGGCUGUGUGCAGGGACCGGCAGCUCAGGAAAAUAAAAACCAACUAUUUCAUUGUCUCUCUUGCCUUUGCGGAUCUGCUGGUGUCUGUGCUGGUGAUGCCCUUUGGUGCCAUUGAGCUGUUUCAGGACAUCUGGAUCUAUGGGGAGAUGUUUUGCCUCGUCCGGACUUCUCUAGAUGUCCUGCUCACCACGGCAUCCAUUUUUCACCUGUGCUGUAUCUCUCUGGACAGGUAUUAUGCCAUCUGCUGCCAGCCUUUGGUCUAUAGGAACAAGAUGACCCCUCUGCGCAUCGCGUUAAUGCUGGGAGGCUGCUGGGUCAUCCCCAUGUUUAUCUCUUUUCUUCCUAUAAUGCAAGGCUGGAACAACAUUGGCAUAAUUGAUUUGAUAGAAAAAAGGAAGUUCCCUCAGAACUCUAACUCCACGUACUGUAUCUUCAUGGUCAACAAGCCCUACGCCAUCACGUGCUCCGUGGUAGCCUUCUACAUCCCGCUUCUCCUCAUGGUGCUGGCCUAUUACCGCAUCUAUGUCACGGCCAAGGAGCACGCCCAGCAGAUCCAGAUGUUACAACGGGCAGGAGCGCCCUCGGAGGGCAGGCCCCAGCCGACAGACCAGCAUAGCACUCAUCGCAUGCGGACAGAGACCAAAGCAGCCAAGACCCUGUGCAUCAUCAUGGGCUGCUUCUGCCUCUGCUGGGCUCCGUUCUUUGUCACCAACAUUGUGGAUCCGUUUGUAGACUACACGGUCCCCGGGCAGGUGUGGACAGCUUUCCUCUGGCUCGGCUAUAUCAAUUCUGGAUUGAACCCCUUUCUCUACGCGUUCUUGAAUAAGUCUUUUCGACGUGCCUUUCUCAUCAUCCUCUGCUGUGAUGAUGAGCGCUACCGAAGACCUUCCAUUCUGGGCCAGACUGUCCCCUGCUCAACCACAACCAUUAAUGGGUCCACACACGUACUAAGGUACACAGUUCUGCACAGUGGGCAUCACCAGGAACUCGAGAAACUGCCCAUACACACUGACCCAGAGUCCCUGGAAUCAUGCUUCUGA